CUUUUUCUUAUCAGUUGCAACCUAUUCAUCCCCGCUCUUUUGAAAAGUGUUGAAAUACUGUAGAGAUUGCUGCAUCACCAGUGAGCCAUUCUCAUUUAAAACUUGUACUAAUUCCAAACCAUCAUGGAUUCCGAGGACGAUUACGAGUAUGGCGGUCGACCUGAAUCAACACGGAGACAAGAACCGAGAAGACAGAGAAGUCGCUAUGUACCGCCUGUUUGGACUCAAGACCCCAACAAUCCAAAUAUAUGGACCACACCCAGUUGUCAAAUUUUUCCACCCGAACGUGCCUUCGAAACUUCUUCGGAGGACGAUUCUGAUGAUGAUUUUGAAUGGAAUUAAAUGCAAUUCUCUGAUUUUUUUUUCUCUUCAUGUUGCAAUAAAUGUUUACGAUGGAAU
Messenger RNA from Caenorhabditis elegans, 399 nucleotides. It is a transcript of the gene T26H5.14, whose product is annotated as Intraflagellar transport protein 43 homolog. The record is from RefSeq and is marked reviewed. NCBI's taxonomy places the organism in Eukaryota, Metazoa, Nematoda, Chromadorea, Rhabditida, Rhabditidae. Bases 124 to 342 code for a protein of 72 amino acids. The transcript has 2 exons.